AUGGAGGACGAGGAGAAGGCAAUGGAGAUCUUGGUGAGCAACCCGGAGGCUGCUCCUUCUCCAUCGCCCAUGUACUGCUGCUGGCUCCGCCUCCGCUACGUGGCAGCUACUAGCAUUAUCUGUGGUUGUUCUUGUCUGGGAGUCAUGGCUCUUGUGUUUGCCAUCAAGGCAGAAGAGCGGCAUAAGGCAGGCCGGUCCCUGGAGGCAGUCCACUGGGGGCGCCGGGCCCGGAGGUUCAUCCUGGCUAGCUUUGCGGUCUGGCUCAGCGUCCUUGUUCUGGGACCCCUGCUGCUGUGGCUGCUGUCCUACACCAUCGCCCAAGCUGAGUGA
This is a messenger RNA of Orycteropus afer afer, 330 nucleotides long. RefSeq names its product transmembrane protein 265 (gene TMEM265). The coding region runs from base 1 to 330 and encodes 109 amino acids. The transcript has 2 exons. The record is from RefSeq and is a predicted model, not a curated record. Gene Ontology annotation, cellular component: membrane. Lineage: Eukaryota; Metazoa; Chordata; Mammalia; Tubulidentata; Orycteropodidae.